GACGCGCACCAUACGGCGCGCGUCGCCGCGUCCCCUACGCCGUAGGUUACGCCGUAACCGUACGCCGUAGGUUCUGCGUCGAUUUAACGCGGAACCAUAAUCCAGCCUUCACCGCCGCUUGAGCAGCGCUGGCGCACUUCUCCCACUGCUAACUUCGCACUGUGACGCAUUUAGAAAACAAAAACAAAGGUGACUAAACCUGAACAUCCAGUGUGGCCUUUUGGACGUUAAACUCGGACAUGUUAAAGGCUGUUAAAGUCGUCGUAGCUGCGCGAUAGCGACGCGUCUGCAGACCAUCUGUAGGCGGACUGGAGCUAACCCCGCUAGCACUAACUUGGGAUAAAGUCGUGGAAAAGUCCCAUUUAGCUCCUAAGUUAGGAAACCAGCUAGACCGGGGUUUUUCUUUCUUGUUUUAAUAGACUCUGUGACUGAUCGGGAAACAGCCUCAUGGCAGCGGGGGUGAGAGACGGGGAAGCGGCGCUGAAGGGUCUGGGUGAUCCGAGUGUUGUGAACAAUAGCAGCUCCAGCAGAGACCGGGGAGACCGGGGAGACGGGCAGGCUCGGUCUAGUACUCCCUGCUCCUCCGGGGAUGGCGAGGAGGAUACAAACCAACUGCAGACUAGCACAGCCUCCACGGUGGAAAAUGGCGAGGAGGCUUUUGAAAACAGUCCCACCAAAACGAGAAGUGCGCCGGAGAGAUGGAGGACCGCGGGCUGUGAGCAGCAGCAGCAGCCGGGAGGAAGCGGCUCUGCCCCGGCCACACUGCCCCACACUCACCCGCCACCCGGGCCCACUGGCAGCCUCGAGCGCCAAGAGUCAGUCGCCACAACUGAAGCUCGUUUAAGGAUGGAAGGAGUUGAACUUAAAGAAGAGUGGCAAGAUGAGGAUUUUCCACGGCCCCUCCCUGAGGAAGAGGAGCUUGAUGAGGAGCUUUUUGGAGGAACCUCAGAAGAGAUACACUCAGCUACUGUAGAGUAUGAUUCUGUUGAGAACCAUGGCAAGAAGACCCGGAAGAAACUGGCUGCUCCGAACAUCAGCCUCACACUGGACCGCAGCGACGGCUCUAUUCUCUCUGAUGAGCUGGAUGAAAGUACAGAGCUGGACCUCGACGACAUGGACACGCCUUCUGACAACAGCAAUGAGUUUGAAUGGGAAGAUGAUCUCCCAAAGCCCAAAACAACAGAAGUACUACAGAAAGGUGUGGAGUCCGUUCAGGAGUAUUCCGCCUCGGAGGAGCGGGAGGAGGGCCGGCGCUGGAGGGUGUUUCGUUUCGGAGAUCAAGAUCACAGAGUUGAUAUGAAGGCCAUUGAACCGUACAAAAGAGUAAUCAGCCAUGGAGGUUACUAUGGAGAUGGGUUAAAUGCCAUAAUUGUGUUUGCUGUAUGCUUUAUGCCUGAGAGCAAUCAACCAAACUACAGAUACAUCAUGGAUAAUUUAUUCAAGUAUGUCAUCGGCACGCUCGAGCUCUUGGUUGCUGAGAACUAUAUGAUUGUGUAUUUAAAUGGAGCAACGUCCCGGAAAAAGAUGCCGACUGUCGGCUGGCUCAGGAAGUGUUACCAGCAGAUUGACAGGAGGUUACGAAAGAACUUGAAGUCUUUGAUAAUCGUGCACCCAUCUUGGUUCAUCCGUACCCUGCUGGCACUCACAAAACCCUUCAUAAGCUCUAAAUUUACUCAGAAAAUCAAGUACGUCUACAGCUUGACGGACCUUGCUGAACUUGUUCCGAUGGAGUAUGUGUCCAUACCAGAAUGUAUCAAACAGUUUGACGACGAAAAAAAUAGGAAAAGCCAUAAAAGGUUUAGAGUUUAAUGUUGUUGAUGUUUGAAUCGACCAGGACAUGCACAGAAGAGUGGAGAUUGCAACCGCUGCUGCCCCAGAGUGACACAAUCGCACUGCAGGAUAAACGCGGAGAACGACGUAGAACUAAAACCACAGCUGCUCAUGUUCAUGAUCCAGUCCACAGGGCCGGGAACUUCACUGCAUCUGAAAAGUGCCUUUUUGAAACAAGUCAUCCUGUAACAUCAUCAGAGCUUCUUUUUUUUUGAACAAGCAGCUUAAUUAUCAACAUUUUGUCCACAUGCUGUCUGAAAUGUUUUUAAUCCCUUUUAUUUACUCCUGUAUAUUAUAUCAGAUUUGGCUUAUUGGGGUUCCAUAGUUACUGUUGUAUCUACACUUUAUUUAACUCACUCUGUUACAAGUUGUUGAUGCAGGUUCUGCUUUAUUACAUUUAAAUAUAUAUAUUUAUAUUCAAACGGUGUCAAAGGAGAUAAAUUAAUAUAUUUUUAUGGUCUUGAUUUUUUUUUUUUAAUUGCUUUUUAGGUCUUGAUGGCACCUUUUUCACUGUUCACUGCUGGUGUUUUCUGUUGAAAUCCUGCCUGGGGGAAAUAAAGCUUUAUUUUGCUGCCCCUCACCUGAUAGUGCCCUUUGCCUGGUGGAGAGUGAGCAUUUGUAAAAAAAAAAAAAAAAAAAAAGACAUUCGCAAUUAAAAAUGCAGCUC
Cololabis saira (Pacific saury) is the source of this 2497-nucleotide messenger RNA. RefSeq names its product BCL2 interacting protein 2 (gene bnip2). Bases 448 to 1809 code for a protein of 453 amino acids. The transcript has 12 exons. The record is from RefSeq and is a predicted model, not a curated record. Gene Ontology annotation, cellular component: cytoplasm. Gene Ontology annotation, biological process: apoptotic process. Lineage: Eukaryota; Metazoa; Chordata; Actinopteri; Beloniformes; Belonidae.